GUUUUCAUGAUUUCCAGUGUUGUGAUUCUAAAUAUAAUUUAAAUCUCCACACCAUUGCUAUGAUAGACGGACGAGCUGGAAAUGCCGCGCAAAAAACCCUUUAGCAACAAGCAGAAAAAGAAACAACUGCAGGAAAAAAGAGAAAAAAAUCGUUUGAAAAAUCUAGGUAUAUUGAAUUUACGCUAACUUACUCUAUAUGCCGGAUAUCUUCAAAACGGUUGUAUCAUUAUAAGCAGCAUGGAUGUCUGUUUUUAAAUAGUGCUACAUCGUUGGUGUGAAAGGUGUUUUUCAUUUAUCGGUCAAAAUAUGUAUAUAUGUAUAUUUUUUUUUCAGAUGAAGGGAGCAAAUCUUCAAACGGGAAUUCAGCUGACACAGAAGGCGAUGAAGAGUCCGAGAUUGGAGGGCUCGAAAAAUCUUUGGACGAAAGGAGAGCAGCUGUCGAUAAAUUACAUCAUCAGCCCCUCACCCACCGGCAGGAGAAAAACCGAAAACACGAUCCAAACAGGUACAGGUUAUCUUGGGAAUAUUUUAAACUCAUCUAUGCUUUUAGUUGUGCACAGAAAAUGAAAUUGAAAUACGUCCCCCCAAAUAUUUUUACAUAAGAUAAUCAAUCGCUAUUCAAUUCUUCCCUAAACAGAAGAACGAAACCCUUACACGUAUGUUCUUGAAAGAAAAGAGGCAUCAUUUCCUUUAAUUUUGUUCUGUAUAAAUGUUCUUUGCUUGAGUUAUUGUAAAACCAUACAAGUUCCUAAUUCUUCUAACGGACAAUGAAGUAAAUCGUACAAUGACUUGCUGUUCUCCCAUCCCAUGCAGGUUUUUGUUACACUUAAGUACAUCUGAAGAAAUUGUGACCUACUGCUUGAAUACAUUCAGACAGGCCAUAGCCACUAAGUUUUCAGAUUAUCAGCUUGAGGAACUUUUGUUAUACUUAGAUGUGAAUAAAAGCUAUUUUUAAAGUUUUGCAAUAUGCCAUUGGAAUGAGAAACAACCACCCUUGCUGACAUUUCAUUGUUGAAUUUUAUAUUUCUAUUUUAAUUUUUAGGAUCAAAAACACAAACCCUUACCUUGAAUUGACUGCACUUAAUCAAUAAUUUAUAAUUACCUUUAUGAUUUUCUUCAGAUAUCGCUUGCAGUUUGAUCGUGAAUCAAAGGCUGAAAUUGAAGCUAGGAAAAAGGCUGCUCAAGAACCACUAGAGUAUGUCACUGAGGUAUGCUAAGUUCUCAUUUUUAUCUUGUCGCAUAAGAUAUUUAUUAUAAAGGCACUGAUAAGGAAAAUUUGUUAACAUUAUCAAGAGCUGCUUGACAGUUGAUGAUCAUUUCCUCUAUUCUCAUGACCUUCAUGUUUGAUUCAGAGGUGAUAUUGUAAGGAGAAAUUAGAUGCUUGUUUCUCUAAGGGGUUAAGGGUUAAUAAUCUUACCAUUUCAGUCUAUGAGGUUAUGGAAAUUGGUUUUGGAAUGAUGCAUUUAUCCUCUGUUGAUCCAAUAGAUUGAAUAAUAAAAUUGCACCAAAUUAGUCAAUUAUUGAAUUUGUUUUUGUGGUUCAUUUAAAUGAAUAUGAUGUUUAUUGUCUAAACUCUAGGAAAUUCUUGAGGUGAGCCUUGAAAGUACCUACAAUCCUGGAUCAGGUAUAAAUAGAUUAAAAUAGUAUGUUGGUACUUUAGGAAUAAAUGCUCAUUAAUUAAACUUUUCACUCCCAAGAUCUUGAGAGUAGUUCUCCGUACUGUCUGCCAAACAAUUUUCUGAUAUUAGUUUGAAGAAUUUUUUUUUGGAUCAACUGAGAAUCCUCUUAAUGACAAUUUUUCCCUUUAUUCUCAUCACUUGCUUGCAGAAGAUUAUAAUUUGAUAUUGUAAGGAGAAAUUUUGCCUUAGUCACUCAUGGGAGUCAGAGCAUCUGUUAACUUGUUAUAUGAAAUCAAAAGUGAAUGUGUUAUCAGAAUAUGGGAACUACCCAAAGCUUGAUAAUUGAAUGUGCAAUAUUUUAGAUGUUGUUUAAAAUAUGGUUGAAAUAUUUGAGAAAUUCAAGGGAGAUCAUAUCCAUGUACUUGAAGUUUAAAUGGUACCAGCAAAUUGUCAGGGAAGCCUGAUAAAAUGCUAAGGGGGAACCUUGCAAUGGAGUAGCUUCUAAUCCAGGGAGGAGUAGUAGCAAGCUCUAAUCUCUUCAGCCACUUGGAAACAGGGAUAAGCUGAGGCUGAGAGGGCCAAUAGGCUCCAGUACAAACUUUACCAUAACUAGCUGGAAAAAUAAAGAAAAAUAAGUUUUGUGUUGUUUAUGAUUCUGUAGUACUGGACAUGCCUAAAAGGCCCCCUUGGAAAUAUAGCAUGAGCAAGGAACAAGUAGAACAAGCAGAGCAAGAAAAGUUUGAAAAUUUCUUGGACAAGAUUUAUGAUGAAUACAAGCACUCAGAACUCAGUUACUUUGAGCGAAACUUAGAGGUAAUAUAAUUUGUCACUGUAUAAUUCCUCAAAUCAGAGUUGAUGAUUGAAUAGCACUAAACAUAGGGAAGUCCUCCAUUAUGUAUGGUGGAUCCAUUUGGUGAAAAUUGAAAAUCCAAACAGUUGAAUAUUUGCUAAAUUGAAUUAAUGUUAUAUUUUUAUUGUUAUUGGAAGGAGUUUUUAAUGUAAAUAUAAUGUAAUGUAAAUUUUGUGUAACUGGAAUAGCUAAUUUAUAUUUUUAUAUUGCAGACAUGGAGACAGCUGUGGCGAGUUUUAGAAGUUUCUGAUAUUGUUGUUCUUAUAUCAGAUAUUCGACAUCCAGUAAGUUGAUGGUUAGACAAAGCUACAUUCCAUACUUCUGUAAAGCUGUAUCAUUAUCUGGCUUUUAAUGUUAAAGAUCCUAAAUUAAAGGUGAUACAUGUUUUGAGUGCAUUUUCCCUGAAGGUUUCAGAUGGUCUUCACUAUUGUAUUCAAUGGGGAAGGAGCUAAUAUCAUCCUUUAAAAGAGCUAAUUAGAAGCAGCUAUUGACUCUAUUUCUAGAGCCAACUGUUUACCCAAUUGGACCUUAUCUUGUUUUCCCAAGCAUGAUUUGACCAGAAGUAUCACUAAUCCUCCCUGAUUAUGAUGCCAGUUCAUUGCAGCAUUUCAUCAGACUUUCCUGACAAUUUAAGGUACCCAUUUAUACUCUUGGGUGGAGAGAUGUACCAUAAAAGAAGUGUUUUGCCCGGGAACACAACACAGUGACCUGGCCAGAUCUCAAAUUUGGACUUCCCGACCCACUGUGUCCAGCAUACUACCCAUCAGGCUAACACAAUGACCAUAGGUGAACCAGGUCAAACCAAUGAAAACAACAGGGUAAAUGUCCCCUCCUCCCCAAGAAUUUUUGGGCCUUAUUAAUUUCCAUAACUGAUCUGAUAUGUUACUAGUAAUCCCCAAUCCCAAAACGAUAUCCAUGAUCAUUUUACAUCUCUAUAAUGAUAUACUUCAAGGUACUUCAUUUCCCUCCAACUGUCUACAAUCAUGUUGUGCAAGACUUAAAGAAAGAUUUAGUGUUGGUUUUAAAUAAGGUAUGUACCAUGUUAUACAUUAUCACUAUUCUUUUUUUAAAUAUUAUGCAACAACCAGGCUUCAUCAGAGAUUCUAUAGAAUUAAGUCCACUGAAUUUGUGUUCCUGGACUUUCAAUUAGCCUUUUCGUUAGAGCUUGUAAAAUGCUGGCUAGACUUUCCUCAAUUCAGAAGAAAGGUAGCAUUAUUCUGAUUUGCUCCAUGCUUGUCAACCCAGGAUGAACGCAAAAGCCUAAUAACCUGCAUGGCCAAGAAAAAUAAGUAAUUAACCCUCUGCACCCCAUACCAUCAGUAUGUAUAUUCUCCAUACUGUUCUCUGUACAUUUUCUAAAGUACUGAUAAGGAGAAUUUGUUUGACAAUCAACAGGCCUCCUUACUUAAUGAUCAUUUCCUCUAUUCUCAUAACCUUAACAUGUGAUUCCAGGGAGAAACUGUAAGAAGAAAGUAGAUGCUCGUGAAAUAGGGGGCAAAGGCUUAACUUUCUCAUCAGAUUUUCUCAUAAUGUAUUGUAAAAUAAUUAAGAAAUAUGUUUUUUCGUCUUGUCACGAGCGUGGGAUACAGAAAAAUUCUGAGUCCCCGUGAGGAAUCGAACCUCAGAACUUCGGAUUUGUGCUCUGAUGCUCUACCACUGAGCCACAAAGACUCUUUGGUGAGCAAGGUCUAUUAUGAAGUUUUUAUAACACGCGUCCUGCAUACUGCUAGAAUUCGCAAUGUUGAUAGCGUAAUGUUUUUGAUAGAAAUAGUAGAGAUGGUAAGUUUUGAGCUUGUUGAAGAAUGAAAUAAGAUCUUUCUUAAUUCUUCACUGAGCUCAAAACUUACCAUCUCUUCUAUUUCUAUGUAAAAUAAUUGUAGCUACUUAAAACUGCAUGGUAACUCAAAGCUGUAUGUUCAUUUUGAUUAUUAGUUUUGCAAAUUAUUUUGUACAUCUCUUUUUGUUUUGUUUUGUUUGAUUGGUUUUUAUAUUUUGUUUUUUGUUUUUUGUUUUUUUGUGUGUGAUGUACUGUUUUGUCUUGUUGCUGCAGAUAGAUCUUGUUCCUCCAGAAGUAGUAACAGCCUGGAAGUAUUACUUCACAUCCAAGUUUGAAAAGCUCAGGGUUGUAUGCUUUACAUCCUUCCCUAAAGAUGAAAAUGAACGUAAUAAAGACCCAAGUAAAGGUACAAUUAUUAACUUUGUGAGAGCGUUAAAUUAUAGAAUUAAAAUCAUCAAAGAUGAACUCCUGAAGAACAUUUCACCGUGAUUUUAACUUGUAUUGAUUUUUGAUGAUAUGCUGAAUUGUUUUCAACGCCAGUUUUAUCAAAGCGCCGUCGCCGCAAGAGAUGUUUCUUUCCUGUUGGACCAAGGGCUCUUCUUGAAGCUUGUGAGAACUUACGUGGAGACAAAGGUAUGAUGAUUAAGUUAACUUAGUUUUCCCACAAUUUUGUUAACUCUUAGACUCCUAAGAGUGAGUAGCAUCUAAUUUUUCCCGACAAUAUCAUCCCUGAAUCGUUACAGUGAGGUCACAAGGGUAAAGGAAAUGAUCGCCAAAAAUAGAAACUCAAAUUAUCCUUAUCAGCUCUGAACAGUAUGGAGAAUAUGCAUACUGAUGUUAGAGUAUAGUGUGUUAACACUAUUUGAUGCUGUUUAAUUGUUGAGCUGGAAUUCUGAGUCAAAAUCUGCAUAUUUUGAAGGAAAGCAGAUUGACAUAAUCUAAAUAAAACUAGAGUCAAACUGCCGAGGUCGUUCGAACGAUAUUUCGUAAUAAGCAAGUGGAAAAUGAAAACAAUUUCCAUUGUCUUUUUGUUAAAUAUUUUUAAUCUAUCACCUUUAUUUUAGUUGACUUUAGCAACUGGGCCAGAAAACUCAGUCAGCAAGAAAAAGGAGAAGAAGAGGGCAUCAUUUAUGAUGACUACGGUAGCUCUGAGGAGUCUGAAGGUACAAUGCUAUGCCUCAAUACUACUCAGUGAAAUGCAAAAGUCAAUCAAUUCACAAUGGUGUGUAUUCAACUAAGUACUGUUGAAUGAUCAUAAACAAUCGAUUACAUACCGGGUGAGCUUAUCCUAAUUUCCUCAGCGUUUGGCGACUGGCAGAGAGUAUUUCAUUUUACCGUUACAUGCUUGUAGUCUGCGCGGUUCACCCCUUUCUUUUUCAGGUUCCCAUUGGGCGUAACAGCUCGCUAAUCUCCAGCUAUACUUGAGCUGGCCCAGUUUUUCAAAGGACAGAUGACGCUAUCCAACUAGUAAUUCGCAUCGCUAUAUAGCGGAUAUGUGUUAUUAAAACGAACUGCGCUAUCCAUCACAUGGCGAUUUAUCCAGUGGGUAUGUGUUAUCCACCCUUUAGAAAACAUGGGCUUGGGCGGAGAAAGGCACCAGACAAUGCUUCGAUCCCCGGCAAGGACCUGGGCCCAGCCCCCUCAAUUUGCAAGAAAUAGGACAUCCACCGGUUCAUCAAGACUGCGAGCCAUCCUACAUGUCUCUAAAAGUUUGCUAAGGAACAGAGAAUACAUUCGGGCGCCAUUCGCGUUCAACAAAGGAAUACUCGAGAGAACGUCCCGUUUCGGGAGGCGUAAAAUUUAAGCGCUUGCGUGUACCCUUGCUACCGCUAUACUUGCGAGAAAUCAGUAACACUUUUUAUUCUAAGUAGAUAUAUUCCAUUUUUCGUUUCGACAGAAGAGGAAGGUAGUAGUUUUGAAGAUGUCGAGCAUAACGAAGAUAUACUAACGUUGGGUCUCGUAGGUAAGUGGAGCCGUGUUCUAGAAGAAAAGUUGAUACUAAGGGGCUGCUAGUACAUUGUAUUUGCAGCGCGCCCGACGCGUGCGUUGCCCAAUUAAAGUUGCUUAAAACAAAUACAAAGCCAUCUUGUACGAGUUAAAUUGCUCUGACAACGCGUUCAUUAAAGUCUGCUCGGCUCUUAUUUUAGGUCACCCAAAUGUUGGAAAGUCCUCCCUUCUUAAUGGUCUCAUCGGACACAAGGUUUGUAGCAGGGUUCUACAAGUUGUACUUUCCUUACUUUGAAGUUUACUUUUGAGCCCUUUUUAGCGGGUGUGCGAAUAUAUCAUAAGGGUAGGGAUUUCGCCAUUGGCUUUGACGAAGUAGUAACGCUCGAAACGUCAGCUUUAGAAACUCUAUAGGGUGGCCAAUUUACAUAAUCAAUACAGUCGAUGAAACCAGAUUACCUGAUUUCAAUAAAAGCCGGUUACCGUUGGUCUGCAGCCGACUGUACGACCACUCACCGCCGUCUUUUUAGCCAGCGGGCUCUCGUUUUUGGGUUUCGCCUUACGCUAUUGAAACUGACCCCUGUAAGAGUCUUGGCUCUUAAAAUAGUAGAACCCACCUCUUCCAUACACGUUUUGGAUGUUCUUUUUCAUAUAUUUCUUCCCAACAGGUUAAGAGCACCUUUUGUUUCGCCUUACGCUAUUUAAACUGACCUCUGUUAGAGUCUUGGCUCUUAGAACCCACCUCUUCCGUACACGUUUCGAAUACUCUUUUUCGCAUAUUUGCUCCAAACAGGUUGUGAGCACCUCUCGUACGCCUGGCCACACCAAACAUUUUCAGACUAUAUUUCUUACGCCCAACGUGAGACUCUGUGACUGCCCCGGAUUGGUGUUUCCUUCUGUCGUUGGUAAACAGCUUCAGGUAAGCUUUGGUUUUUUCUAUGUUGCGAUAACUUUGGUUGUGCGUUUCUUUCCCAAAGUGGGACUAAAAACACCCUAAGUGGUAGCUCAGAGCGAAUUUUCUUUAAUUAAGUCGCGAAUAUUACGUCUGCUGGUGUGGUUUAAAAGGGUGUGGACACAAUUCUGUACACUUUUAUAUGUCAGCCGAAUUUAAAACUCAUGAAUACGUAGACAAGUUGUUACUGGGUUUCUGAUUUCGUUUCAUGGGGAUUUCGAGUCGAUCGUACUUCACGCUCGUAUCGUCAACAGAAGGAGUACUUAUUCUGAAAGGUAAUGAUGCAACCCUUCAGUAAUAUAAACGAAAAAACUCUCCCUAGUUCCUGUGCGGCAAUUUUUUUUUGUUCUCUUAUCGAGAUUAAAAGAGCGGAUAAAGACACCCUAUCCGAAAGAUAUAUCUGAUCCAUUCGUAUGAUUACCUACCUGUACCUAAACUUUGCCCUCUUACCUCUUUGUUUCACUGGUACCCAGCUGUCACAAUUCAGCCACAGAUGUCAAGACAUCCUCAGCAGAUGUACUCAACGUUGUUGCCGUGUUUUCCUGCCCUUAGAUCUUAUCAGGAAUGUAUCCUAUUUCACAAGUUCAGGAACCAUACACCUCUGUGGGGUAUUUAGCUGCCAGAGUACCCCUGGUUGAUCUACUACAGCUGGUCCACCCCGAAAAUAGAGCUGAUUCUGGUGGAGAGGGAGGGGUGGGAGAGGAAAACCAUCCUUGGUCAGCAUGGGAUGUUUGUGACGGUGAGAUGAAUACUCUCCAGAUCUAAACUGCUUCUUACAACAUUUCGCUGUUAAAUAACUUUUCUGAACGUGAUUGCAGUCUAAGUCUCUAACCGUGCUCUUGUUUUGAUGAUUCUUUCAGCCUGGGCUCAUAAGAGAAGUUUUCUAACAGCAAAAGCAGGCCGCCCCGAUGUAUAUCGAGCAGGUAUUUGGCGUUGCUAACAUCAUCUAGGAAAGAUUUGGGUUGAACUACCUGUACCUAGAUGCAGACGCCUUAUCUUAGAAAGGAGAUCAGACAAACAGAGCUUGCUAAGAAUUUAUGAAGCGUGUCAGUGGCAAGGUGCAGUUGCUAUGUCAUAGAACUGAUGCACAGACGGUUUUGAGACGCCGGUAAGAGAAUGCAGCAUCUUCUCGCGCGCUUCUCCGUCAACCAUUCAACUAAACGCUCGAUUAAAAUUUGUGAAGAGCAUCAGGGUAGAGAAUUUUUAACUUUUAGCUUGAAAAUUCUGCAAUUGACAUGAUCCUGAAACGAUACUCUCUCUCUAUAUAUAUAUAUAUAUAUAUAUAUCUAUAUAUAUAAAUAAAUAUUACGAGAGGAAAAAACGACGCAACUACAUAUCCCGACAAGCCUGUUUCGUGAAUCGCUUCACUCUUCAGGGGUUUAAUUAAACCCCUGAAGAGUGAAGCGAUUCACGAAACAGGCUUGUCGGGAUAUGUAGUUGCGUCGUUUUUUCCUCUCAUAAUAUUUAUUCUGCUCUACUUCAACGUAUUGAGCACUCUUCCACGCGAAAAUCGACCUGCAGACUUUCUAUAUAUAUAUAUAUAUAUAUAUAUGUACUUUUUUAAUGUUUGGUUUAUUUUCUGUACUUUACAUCUUAGCCAACAGUCUUUUGAGACUGGCUGUGGAUGGCAAGAUUGUUAUGUGUGUAUAUCCACCAGGCUUCAUAAACAAAAGAGGUAAGUCAAUCGGAAUCUUUUCCCCAAUGAUUUUCGUGUCAAUGACAUGGAAUUGAUAAGCAAUUGCCAAUUACAGUUUACCAGUGAAGGUGGGUGGCUCUAUAUAACUUUUUUGUGAGAUGAAAAAAGCAAAAAAAAGAGCUUGUAAACCUGGCGUUGGCGCACAAUUAAACGACUCUUGUGACAAAUGUGGGAAGGAAACGACGGACGAAUUUCGCCUGAGUGAGGUAAAGCUAAUAACAAAGACGUCACAAGGAGCCAAUCAGAAAAUAGUCUACUGCACUGCUCGGAUCAAUAUCAGUAUCUGGGCAACUGCCCACCUACCCCUCCCCUAACCCAACAUUAACCUUAACUUGUUGUCAAUUGACUGUUGUUGAGGCAGGGGAGGGGUAGUUGAGCAGUUGCCUAGAUACUGAUAUUGAUCCCACUGCUCAAGUAGUGUUCAUUACUGUGAAGAAUGCUGUCAUAUUCAUUUCUUAACCCGCAGUUCACAUAUGUGAUUUUCAUUUUAACACAGUCAAUUAUUCAUCACUUCACGGGUUUAUUACGAGCUAACAUAGUGACCAGCUUCCAAUUGACUUGUUAACUUGGUUGGUAGAGCACUGCACCGGUAUCGCAGAGGUCACGUGUUCAAAUCCCGUGCAGGCCUGAAUUUUUUUCAGGCCUUAUUUUCACUACUGCCCAAGAUCUCUUCCAUGUUCAGAAUAGCUUAUGUUGUCAUCAUCGCUUUUGGUGUUACGCCUGAAUCUUGAAUCUUGCCAUGGCUCAACAGAUGAAUGGCAGCAACAUCCUGAAACGGAAGAGAUUGCCCUUCUACAAGACAGACACUCAGAAAGCAAACGACUGCGACUUCAGGAAAACGAGGUGGACGAGCUGUCAUUGCAUCUGCUUACCCCUCCGGGCUGGAGCAAGAGAGAUGAGAGACCGAGUAGUGAUGGCGAUGACGAACAGGAGGGGGAGGAAAGCGAAGUCAUGUCCUCAAACCCGUUUGCACUUCUGUCAGACGAGUGAAGUAUAUAACGAAGGAAUUCGUGCCACCGCUGUUACGAAGUGUCAAUUGAUUGCGCCCUCGAGAAGUGACGCGAGAUGAUUUGCAGUGGAGCACAUUGCACUCAAUUCAUAAAUCCGCUUUUAGCUUGUUCGUCGCUUGACGCCGCUUGAUGAUGAAAGAAACAUCUCAGAAUAUGGGAAAGAGACAAAAGGGAUGUCUAAUUCUCUAAACUGAAAAAAUUACCAAAAAAUGUAACAUGAAUCACUCAUCAUUUGUGAACAGCGGUUUGUGGGAUAACUUUCGGAAUCACUUAACGCAUUUUAUUGGUUAUCUUUACCGGGGAAAAAUUCUCGCCAGGUUGUUGCAUUUGCGUAAAAAAAUACCAAAGCUCUCGCACAGUAUUUUUUCUUUUACCUCAAUGGGGCUGAAAUAAAGAG
This is a messenger RNA of Pocillopora meandrina, 10245 nucleotides long. NCBI's taxonomy places the organism in Eukaryota, Metazoa, Cnidaria, Anthozoa, Scleractinia, Pocilloporidae. The record is from the annotation of a GenBank genome assembly.